GAGAGUCCUUCUAGCGGCGCCGGUGAGUCCGCGUGUGGAAGUCUGUGAGGCGCAGAGGUGGGGCAGGCCGUCUGGCUAGCUAGGCGGCUGGGAGCGUUUUCGUGGCGGGGAACGGAGGUUGAAUUGCCCUGCCUGGGCUCAUAGGGAAGGAGGAUGUGAAGGAGCUUGUGAAGGCAGAGGAAGGUAACUUUCGUCUGGGGAGCCGCAGAGUAGGGAGGGAAGCUGCAGGCCGUCUCUCCCUAAGUAAAAGCGCGACUUUUAGAAAUGAUGGUUCAGGGUUCGAGUUUGUGACCCGCUUGAGAAAGUGACCAACCUCUGAGCCUGAAUCCCAUACCUGAAAAACAAGGACAGUAAUCACCCUUGCCAGUUUCACAUAGCUUGGCUGGAGUGCAGUGGCACAACCUUGGCUCGCUCCAGUGUCUACCUGCCAGGUUCAAGUGAUUCUCCUGCCUCAGCCUCCCGAGUAGCUGGGAUUACAGAUUAUUGAAUAAUAAAAUACAGUUUUGAAAAAAAUGGAUGAAGAACCUGAAAGAACUAAGCGAUGGGAAGGAGGCUAUGAAAGAACAUGGGAGAUUCUUAAAGAAGAUGAAUCUGGAUCACUUAAAGCUACAAUAGAAGACAUUCUAUUCAAGGCAAAGAGAAAAAGAGUAUUUGAGCACCAUGGACAAGUUCGACUUGGAAUGAUGCGCCACCUUUAUGUGGUAGUAGAUGGAUCAAGAACAAUGGAAGACCAAGAUUUAAAGCCUAAUAGACUGACGUGUACUUUAAAGUUGUUGGAAUACUUUGUAGAGGAAUAUUUUGAUCAAAAUCCUAUUAGUCAGAUUGGAAUAAUUGUAACUAAGAGUAAAAGAGCUGAAAAAUUGACUGAACUUUCAGGAAACCCAAGAAAACAUAUAACGUCUUUGAAGAAAGCUGUGGAUAUGACCUGCCAUGGAGAGCCAUCUCUUUAUAAUUCCCUAAGCAUAGCUAUGCAGACUCUAAAACACAUGCCUGGACAUACAAGUCGAGAAGUACUAAUCAUCUUUAGCAGCCUUACAACUUGCGAUCCAUCUAAUAUUUAUGAUCUAAUCAAGACCCUAAAGGCAGCUAAAAUUAGAGUAUCUGUUAUUGGAUUGUCUGCAGAAGUUCGCGUUUGCACUGUACUUGCUCGUGAAACUGGUGGCACGUACCAUGUUAUUUUAGAUGAAAGCCAUUACAAAGAGUUGCUCACACAUCAUGUUAGUCCUCCUCCUGCUAGCUCAAGUUCUGAAUGCUCACUUAUUCGUAUGGGAUUUCCUCAGCACACCAUUGCUUCUUUAUCUGACCAGGAUGCAAAACCCUCUUUCAGCAUGGCGCAUUUGGAUGGCAAUACUGAGCCAGGGCUUACAUUAGGAGGCUAUUUCUGCCCACAGUGUCGGGCAAAGUACUGUGAGCUACCUGUUGAGUGUAAAAUCUGUGGUCUUACUUUGGUGUCUGCUCCCCACUUGGCACGGUCUUACCAUCAUUUGUUUCCUUUGGAUGCUUUUCAAGAAAUUCCCCUAGAAGAAUAUAAUGGAGAAAGAUUUUGUUAUGGAUGUCAGGGGGAAUUGAAAGACCAACAUGUUUAUGUUUGUGCUGUGUGCCAAAAUGUUUUCUGUGUGGACUGUGAUGUUUUUGUUCAUGAUUCUCUACACUGUUGCCCUGGCUGUAUUCAUAAGAUUCCAGCUCCUUCAGGUGUUUGAUUCCAGCAUGUAGUAUACAUUGUAUGUGUUAAAAAGAAAUUUGCAACUGUGAAUAAAAGGACUUCUUUAGAAGAAGCUUCAUUUAAAACAUGAAAGGAUAAUCUGACUUAAGAAACUUUUUGCUAAGAAAAGGUAAUAUUUUAUUAAAUUUUAAAUUUGUGUUGUCACAGAAAUACCUGAAAUUCAGUAGUACUUCAUUCAAUUAAUUUUGUUUUCUAUUAUUUUGAGUUAUACUGUUUUCAAAGUCAUUAUGCAGUAUGUAUAAACUUAUAAGAAUUAAAUUGAUGUGAUAAUUUUAUGUUUUUAUAAUUAAAUAUAGAAUCUUUAUGA
Molecule: messenger RNA, 2030 nt
Organism: Homo sapiens (human)
Lineage: Eukaryota; Metazoa; Chordata; Mammalia; Primates; Hominidae
Gene: GTF2H2
Product: general transcription factor IIH subunit 2
Exons: 17
Coding region: 513-1700 (395 amino acids)
Biological process (GO): DNA repair; nucleotide-excision repair; DNA-templated transcription
Cellular component (GO): transcription factor TFIIH core complex; nucleus
Molecular function (GO): zinc ion binding
Source: RefSeq, marked reviewed